AUGGUGCCAACUGUCGAUCAGUCUAUUUCAGAACAAAACUCUAUAGACGAAACCAAGAAAUCCAGUUUAGUCGACCUCAAAAUUCCUAAAAUACCAAAGACUUCAAUGGUGCUCAUUACCCAGGGGCAAUAUAAAUCUGAUAGCGCCAUCUGUCUGUGUUUCCAGGUGAGUGAGGCAAGACCCCGCAUCAGGCACCAGAAAAGCGGCAGCCAUUGCAGCAGAUGUGGUCCAGGCUGGGGUGUGGUGAACCGCUGCGUCCGUGGUCGUGACACAGAGUGUGGCAAAUGUGCUCCAGGCACCUACAGCCCCCAUCACAGCAUCCAGCCCUGUUGGAUCUGUUCUAGAUGUGGUCCAGGUCUCUAUGAGGCCCAUCCUUGCACUUCUAAGAUGGAUACUGUUUGUGAUUCCUGUCACAGACCUGCUCCAGAUAAUCCUGACUAUCAUAGGAAGUGUAAGGGAAGGACAAACCUGUUCCUGGCACCAGAAGAUGCAUUGGGAACUGGAGAGGAAAGUAUCUUGGUCAAUGAAGCCGAUGGACAGGAUCAAAUGGAUGAUGGCAAGGAGAUUCUGGAGAAAGAUGCUGAGGCUGCUGUUAUUAAUGAAGACUUAAACUCUUUGGAGAGGUUCUAG
This is a messenger RNA of Habropoda laboriosa, 630 nucleotides long. RefSeq lists its product as uncharacterized. The record is from RefSeq and is a predicted model, not a curated record. The transcript has 3 exons. NCBI's taxonomy places the organism in Eukaryota, Metazoa, Arthropoda, Insecta, Hymenoptera, Apidae. Bases 1 to 630 code for a protein of 209 amino acids. Gene Ontology annotation, molecular function: protein binding.